Knipowitschia caucasica is the source of this 1815-nucleotide messenger RNA. The record is from the annotation of a GenBank genome assembly. NCBI's taxonomy places the organism in Eukaryota, Metazoa, Chordata, Actinopteri, Gobiiformes, Gobiidae.
AUGGAUCUGAGCCCGCGGGGUCGGGCUCAGAAAGCGGUUAUUGAUUUAGUGUUUGGCACAAAGCUGCAGCCGCUCAGUCCUGCGCCGCACACGGAUCUGUCCCUGGGGCCGUUCAGAACCACUGUCCAUGGAGCGUUUCAGAACCACUGUCCACGGAGCGUUUCAGAACCACUGUCCAUGGAGCCAUUCCGAACCACUGUCCACGGAGCGUUUCAGAACCACUGUCCACGGAGCGUUUCAGGACCACUGUCCACGGAGCGUUUCAGAACCACUGUCCACGGAGCUAUUCAGAACCACUGUUUACGGAGCUAUUCAGAACCACUGUCCACGGAGCGUUUCAGAACCACUGUCCACGGAGCGUUUCAGGACCACUGUCCACGGAGCGUUUCAGAACCACUGUCCACGGUGCGUUUCAGAACCACUGUCCACGGAGCCUUUCAGAACCACUGUCCACGGAGCCAUUCAGAACCACUGUCCACGGAGCGUUUCAGAACCACUGUCCACGGAGCGAUUCAGAGCCACUGUCCACGGAGCCAUUCAGAACCACUGUCCACGGAGCGUUUCAGAACCACUGUCCACGGUGCCAUUCAGAACCACUGUCCAGGGAGCCAUUCAGAACCACUGUCCACGGGGCGUUUCAGAACCACUGUCCACGGAGCGUUUCAGAACCACUGUCCACAGAGCGAUUCAGAACCACUGUCCACGGAGCCAUUCAGAAAAACUGUCCACGGAGCGUUUCAGAACCACUGUCCACGGAGCCAUUCAGAAAAACUGUCCAUGGAGCUAUUCAGAACCACUGUCCACGGAGCCUUUCAGAACCACUGUCCACGGAGCGUUUCAGAACCACUGUCCACAGAGCGAUUUAGAACCACUGUCCACGGAGCCAUUCAGAACCACUGUCCACAGUGCGUUUCAGAACCACUGUCCACGGAGCCAUUCAGAAAAACUGUCCACGGAGCCUUUCAGAACCACUGUCCAUGGAGCGUUUCAGAACCACUGUCCACGGAGCGUUUCAGAACCACUGUCCACGGUGCCACUCAGAACCACUGUCCAGGGAGCCAUUCAGAACCACUGUCCACGGGGCGUUUCAGAACCACUGUCCACGGAGCGUUUCAGAACCACUGUCCACAGAGCGAUUCAGAACCACUGUCCACGGAGCCAUUCAGAAAAACUGUCCACGGAGCGUUUCAGAACCACUGUCCACGGAGCCAUUCAGAAAAACUGUCCAUGGAGCUAUUCAGAACCACUGUCCACGGAGCCUUUCAGAACCACUGUCCACGGAGCGUUUCAGAACCACUGUCCACAGAGCGAUUUAGAACCACUGUCCACGGAGCCAUUCAGAACCACUGUCCACGGAGCCUUUCAGAACCACUGUCCAUGGAGCGUUUCAGAACCACUGUCCACGGAGCGUUUCAGAACCACUGUCCACGGAGCGUUUCGGAACCACUGUCCACGGAGCUAUUCAGAACCACUGUCCACGGAGCGUUUCAGAACCACUGUCCACGGAGCGUUUCAGAACCACUGUCCACAGAGCGAUUCAGAACCACUGUCCACGGAGCGUUUCAGAAAAACUGUCCACGGAGUGUUUCAGAACCACUGUCCACGGAGCGUUUCAGAACCACUGUCCACGGAGCGUUUCAGAACCACUGUCCACGGAGCGUUUCAGAACCACUGUCCACAGAGCGAUUUAGAACCACUGUCCACGGAGCCAUUCAGAACCACUGUCCACAGUGCGUUUCAGAACCACUGUCCACGGAGCGUUUCAGAACCACUGUCCACGGAGCGUUUCAGAACCACUGUCCACAGAGCGAUUAA